CAUAUUUUUGAGAAGAACCCAACAAAGAUCAAGAACUAUGGUAUUUGGCUGCGUUAUGAAAGUUGUCCUGGUUACCACAACAUGUAUAAGUUGCAUCGUGACACCAUUCUAAAUGGUGCUAUGGAACAGAUGUACACUGAGAUGGCUUCCCAUCAUAAGGUCAGAUUUCCUUGCAUCCAGAUUAUCAAGACUACCACCAUUCUAGCUAAAUUGUGCGAGAGGGAGAGCACCAAGCAGUUCCAUGACUAUAAGAUCAAGUUCACCCUGGUGUUCAGGAACGUUAGACCUCCAAGCAGGAAGUUGAAAACAACUUACAAGGCAUCACGACCCAACUUGUUUAUGUAAUUUCUUUAUCAUUCAAUAAAUGAGAGAAGAAAGAACAGCUUCUAAAUAUUACUUAGUUGUUUGCUGAUUACUUGUUUACUAGAAUCUUAGGAUAUCAGAUGGUUGAACAUGGUUUUUGGUUACUGAAUCCUAUUUUUUAUCUUUUACAGGGGGUACGAAAUGCAAUUGAAAUUUCUCUUUCAUGAUGGAGUAAAGUUCAAUAUUCUUU
Molecule: messenger RNA, 553 nt
Organism: Rubroshorea leprosula
Lineage: Eukaryota; Viridiplantae; Streptophyta; Magnoliopsida; Malvales; Dipterocarpaceae
Source: the annotation of a GenBank genome assembly